This is a messenger RNA of Cololabis saira (Pacific saury), 4933 nucleotides long. RefSeq names its product kinectin 1 (gene ktn1). NCBI's taxonomy places the organism in Eukaryota, Metazoa, Chordata, Actinopteri, Beloniformes, Belonidae. Gene Ontology annotation, biological process: microtubule-based movement; protein transport. The record is from RefSeq and is a predicted model, not a curated record. Bases 119 to 3943 code for a protein of 1274 amino acids. The transcript has 36 exons. Gene Ontology annotation, molecular function: kinesin binding. Gene Ontology annotation, cellular component: endoplasmic reticulum membrane.
GCAGCAGCAGCAGCAGCAGAGACAGCAGGCUGGAGCUGCGCCGGGACGUCGGGAGUCUGCCGGAGUCAACGCAGAACAACCCAUCUUCAUUAACAACCAGGGGAACUGAAGCCACAGAAUGGCAGUGGAUAUCUAUGACACGCAGUACCUUCUCAUCCUGGCCCCCUCCCUGGUCAUCGCCCUCAUGUUCCUCUUCUUCUGGAUCUUCAUGAAGGAAACUUCUUACGAUGAGGUCUUGGCUAGGCAGAAGCGGGACCUCAAGCUGCCAACAACCAAACCAGAGCUCCGUAAGAAGAACAAAAAGAAGAAGACCAAGAAGAAGGACCUUGCAAUUGGAGAUGGAGGAGAAUCGGAAGAAGAUCUGAAAGAUUUCGAUGCGAACGAUGGUGCCAAUAGUUCCAGUGUGGAAGCAGAAGAGGAACCUGUACCAGUGGUCACACCAGAUCCUGCUCCGCCAGCUCCUGACGUGUAUGUGCCAGCUUCAGAAUCACCAGAGGCUCCCACUGGUCUGAGAGAGAGAAAGAAGAAAGAGAAGAAAGCCGCCAAAGCAGCUGCUGCAGCUGCGGCAGCCGCUGUGGCUGCCUCUGUCGCUGCAGCUGCCUCCGCUGCUGCGGCAGCUUCAAUCUCAGAUGAGCCUGAAAUAAACGACCUUAAGCCAGCCAGCCCCAAAACAGAGACACCUCUGGCUGCAAGCAAACAAUUAAGCCCGCCUUCUCCACAACCCGAGGUCCCAGUUCAAGCUGUUCAGGCUCAGACACCUCCCCAAAACUCUGGGAAGAAAAAGAAAAAACAGAAAACGGAGCCUGUCAAUGUCCAGCAGCCAGAGGUGAAAACAGAGCCACCAGCAACAAACAAGAAGGAACCUCCCACUGCAGCUGAAACCAAAGUUUUGGAUGGUUCAAACGCAACUGUCUCUAGUGGAGAAAAAAAGAACUCCACCAGGAAGCAGAAGAACGAACCUGUAGAUGAAACCCACAUUUUGGCAAGUUCAGCAGCUUCUGUCAACCACCAGGCAGUCCAUAAUGAUAGCAUGCCAUCCAAAGGGUCAGGCAAGAAGCAGAAGAACGAGACAGAGAAGACAGAGAUGAAGUUGAAGGAGCUGCUCUCUGGUUUGUCCAGCCUGACUCUGUCAGAAGCAGAAGCUGUCAGUGUGUUGACUCUCCUCCGUGAGAAAAGCCCUAAUGCCUUGGAUGCCUGGCACAAAUCUACAGCAAGACCUGACCCAGCUGCGCAGGAGCGAGAGAAACUUCUUACAACCCUGCAGGAGGAAGGCUCCAUUGCCAAAGACAAAGUUAAACAGCUUAGUCAGGAGCUUCAGGUUGAGAAACAAAAGACUGGGCGGGUGGAGGCUAUGAUGAGAGAGCAACGUGGAGCCAUGGAGAAGGAGCUAGGGAACAUGCAGGUUAAAGCUCAGGGCAGCUACCAGGAGCUCCAGACCAUGCAAAUAAAGUUUCAGCAGGCGAGGGAGCAGCUGGAAAGCCAAAUCACUCGACUGCAACAGGAGAACGGUAUCCUGAGGGAUGCAGUCAGCUCGGCCACCAACCAGAUGGAGAGCAAGAAUUCAGCAGAACUGAACAAACUGCGGUCUGAAUAUGCUGGUCUAAUGAAAGAAUUGGCAGACAACAACAGUAAGCUGCAGCAGGAGGAGCACCAGAGGAAAUCAUUGGAGGUCGGCUACAAGCAAAACGUGUCCCAGCUGGAGGCCCAACUCCAGGAUGCAAAACGACGCUGGGAAGAGCUGCAAACCUUCCUCCACAAUCUAAAUGCUGAAAGAGAGAAGCUUCAAGCUUCUAACCAAGAGCUCCACAGCCAGCUGCUGGGAGUUGAGACCGAAAUGAACAACAAGAACAAGGAAAUCCAGACACUACACAGCAGCCUAACUGAAGCCAUGGUCUCCAAGGAACAGCUGGAACAGAGAGUGAUGGAGCUCAUGGAGAUGUCCCAACACAGUAUGCCCGACGAAUCGCUGCAGGCGCAGGUUCAGGAACUUAUGAAUGAAAACAAAGGUCUUCAGGUUCAGAUCGAAAAAUUUCAGGUCCAGAAUGAGAGUUUGCAGGCCCAGAUCUCUUCACAGGCCACACAUGUAUCCCACAUUGAGGAGCUACAAAAGCUGUUGGCUGAAAAAGAGUUGCAGCGGAAGAGUCUGGCAGAUUCUCUCAAUGCUGAGAGGAGCAGCGGGGCUACUCGAGAAACUAAUAUGCAGGCUUUGCACAAUGACAAUAUGUCACUGAAGACAGAAAUUCAGAAUCUGCAGGCACAGAUUUCUGAUCAGGCUGCAUCUCAGCUGGCUUUGGACCAGUUCCAGAAGAGUGUCCGGGAGAAGGAGGAGAACAUGAAAACUGUAGAAGGACUUUUAGAGAAGGGACUGAUCGAGGUGGCCAACAAGGAGGAGGAGCUCAAGGCUGUUAGAGAAGAUAAUGAAUCACUAAGACAAGAAAUCAACGAUCUUAAGAGAAAGACGGAUGAACAGGCAUCGUCUGAGUUGAUAGUGGAGGAACUCCAGAGCAAAAUCCAAGAGAAGGAUUUAAAGCUGAAGUCCUUAGGAGAGAGUCUUCAGGCAACGCAAGAUGGCAGCUCUGCCAGAGAGAAGAAAGUUGAGGCAUUGGAGCAGGAGGUGGCUUCCCUUCAGGUAGAGUUGGAGCAGCUGACACAGAAGGUGGCUUCAGAAGAGUCGGCCAGUUCUAGUACCCAGUUGGUAGAGCUGCUUGCCCAGUUGGCAGUAAAGGACCAGGAAGUCCACAUGCUGCAGGCUGCGUUGGAGGUGAGGACAAAGGAACUGAGUGAGAAGACUGAGCAGAUUCAGCAACAGUCCCGCACAGCAGAGCCAAGCCCAGAGCUCCUUGCAGCGUUGUCAGAGAAGGAGAGGCAGGUCUGCAGUCUUCAGGUUGAACUGGCUGAGCUGACGGAGACAAUGGAGCUUCACAGGAAAAAGAACAAUGAUCUUCGGGAGAAAAACUGGAGUGCAAUGGAAGCUCUGUCAGCCACCGAGUCCAUGCUUCAAGGGAAACUCAGCAAAGUUGUCAAGGAGAACCAAGCAGCAAUGGCGCUGUCUCAAGCUGAGUGUCGAGAUGUUCUCCACAGACUUCUGCCUCAUGUGCCUCUGCCCGCUGAACAGAACCAUCAGGAGUGGCUGCAAAGAUUCGAGAGAGGAGCAGCUGAAAGUUCAGCUGCACAAACCAGCCAAGCACAAGGACAAUCUGAGGGCCUGGCAGAGAAACUGAAAGAGGCUGAGGAACAUCAGAAGGUCCUCCAAAAAGACUGUGAGACGUACAAGAAGGUUUUGGUGGAGACGGAGGGGAUCCUGCAGCGCCUCCAGAACAGUGUGGAACAGGAGGAGUCUCGCUGGAAGGUGAAGCUGGAUUUGUCACAGGUUGAGCUCAAAGAGAUGAGCCAGAAAGUCGCAAAUUUGGAGCAAGAGAUGGAGAGACUAACUGAUAUGGGAGAGUUGGACAAUCUGAGAAGAGAAAAGCAGCACUUGGAGUCUGAACUGGAAAGGGCGGAGCGUGAGAGCGCCACCUAUGUGACGGAAGUCAGAGAGCUCAAAGAUCUGUUGACUGAAUUGCAGACCAGACUUGAUGGCUCAUAUACAGAAGCCAUCAGGCAGAAUGAGGAGCUGACUUUGCUGAAAACUCAGCUCACUGAGACGCUGUCCAAGUUGGAGACGGAAGAAAAUGAGAGGCGAAGGGUGGCAGGUGACCUGUGCAAGGCCCAAGAGUCUCUUGAUCUGAUCCAGGGUGAGCUCUCAAAACUAACGGACAACCCUGAUGACUUGAUCGAGAAUGGGAGUCUCUCAUCGCAGACGGAGGAGAUGGACAGGAAGGAGAAAAUGACUGCAGGGCUUAAUCAAACGGUUCGAGAAAUGCAGCAGCUUCUCCAAGAUGUCAGCCGGCAACUCACUAAGGGACAGGAUGGAGAGGCUGACAAAGAUUUGCCAAAUGUAUAAGUGAGAGGAGGACAGAGCACCACGCAGCCAUCCUGACUGCACUACAGAGACCACCUUGGUCUCGUCACUCCCACACCACAGUGUCCUGUCACCCAGCCACCCCCUCCCUCCCAGCCUCCAUCAUGUCACCUGUACUUUAGGCAGCCUUCAACUUUACCGGCCAGUGGCCUGAUUUAUCCACUCCGGAGUCACUGUUGGCCACAGGGAGCAGACGGAGGUUACUCUUCUUUUCCAAACACUCCAGGCCCGGUACCAAAACACAAGCUACUCCACUCCAGCCACAUUCCUUUUCUUUUUCAGCAUCAACAGUUAAUCUUUAUUCUAAACUUAAAAAUUACCUCCAGCAUAAUUUAAACUGUGUGGCAACCAUUCCUCUGUUUUAAAACAACUGUAUUUUUCCAAUUAAAUCAUUUUGAAUACUGCAGUAGUUUUUGUUAUUUACCUCAAGAGGGCAGAUACAAUUUUUCCAACUUAACUAAAAAAAAACUUUGGGUUUUCAGUCCUUUUUUCCUUUUUAACUUAAAGGUAUAUGUUGUUUAAAUGCACCAGUUAGGACCUGCUGAAUUACACUAUGUUGUUGAACUGUUGAUUUGCCUCCUGACCAGAGAACUACAUGAAACUGUACAUCGUCAUGCACCCAUUGCUCCACGCAUACCUUGGCUCAGUAUUGGUUAGGAGAAGGGAGAUGGGGAGAUGUCUCAGCAUGUCAGACAGGUCUGUAUGUGACUAACUAUGGAGAUGCAUGGACAAAUUGUAGUCAAGUCUGUACUGCAACUCCACAGGGAAGGGAGUCUGUGACCUUGGCUGUGGAAGGAAAUGGCCAGGUCAAAAGUUUAGAGGUUUUUAAUCCUACCACAACUACUCUAGGAAUAAGCGUCCCAUGUCAUCUGUAAUCGACACUUGCUAUAUUGUUGCUAAGUUCAUUAACACUGAAAAUUUUGUUCUUUUUGUAACGGGUGAUGUUAAUAAAAGGGAUGCUUAAUAAAUCUG